This is a messenger RNA of Penicillium taxi, 3735 nucleotides long. RefSeq lists its product as uncharacterized. The record is from RefSeq and is a predicted model, not a curated record. The coding region runs from base 1 to 3735 and encodes 1244 amino acids. Lineage: Eukaryota; Fungi; Ascomycota; Eurotiomycetes; Eurotiales; Aspergillaceae. Gene Ontology annotation, biological process: protein phosphorylation. Gene Ontology annotation, molecular function: protein kinase activity; ATP binding. The transcript has 3 exons.
AUGUCUGUUCUGCGCCAUGGAGGAAGUAGUUUCCUCCAGCGCCGCCUCACGAAGAUCUAUACCGAUGCGAAGACUUCUUGCGAGAGUGUCACUACGGCAUCGAAAGCGGUGGAUGACCCUGAGCUUAUCGCCCUGCACCAGAGCUUCCAAAAACAGCGAGAUCGCUUACUCGCGUGGGGUCUAGAUUGGAGCGAUGAUAACGCCGCCCAACCGAACGACAUCGACGAAUCACUGACGGCGGCAGGGAUUAGCGACGUAGUCGAGAGUGUGAUGUCCUCUAUUCAAGAACUCCUCAAUGAUGCCGAACGAAUCCAACGUAUCGAUGUCCCUAUUCCCUCCAAAGAGCGCAAGGUCGACCUACCCACGAAAGUUGCACUUGAAAGCCGACCACUCAAGACUCAAUGGACAGAGGACGAUGUCACCCAGUCCAAAACUAUCCUCAACGAAUUAACAGGGUGCAUUGACACGCUGUAUGAUCUAUCCCGCUCACGACGAACAAUGGCCUCCAUGUCUUCUGGCAAGUACAGCACUGGCCGCCGACCACAACUUUCCCAGACCACAACCUAUGACUCCUCCCACGGUUCCUUUUCCGAGUCCAAAGAAAGGAUUCAAAGCCCGAAACAAUUCUCUGAACAAUCCAAUUACUCCCCUUCAACCUCCAAACUCGAUUUUGGCACUUCAAUCUCGACAUCCGACCAUCUUGUCAUUAAACGAUCAGCUUUACAAUUAUCCGGGGCAACACAUGAGAAUUGUCCCCCACCGUAUGAACCAGUUGCAGCAACCUCGAACUCUAGGGCCAUUGGUCGACUGAAUGCCUCGGCUGUCCCAUCUCUUCUGGGCUCCGUCAGGGAAUCCCAUGUCUCUGUACUGAUCGAAUUUAUGCCCAUGAUGGGGGUCUCUCAAGAGAGCUCAAAAAAUCUCCGACUUGAAAAGCUCCAGAAGUCGAUAGACCAGCUGCUACAGAAUGCUAGGAUAAGUCACCUGGGACUCUUAAGAUUCCUUGGGUACUGCAUCGAUGAGCCGAACACCCGCUACGCCUUCCUUUAUCAGAUGCCUAUUGAUUAUUUCCCAUUUCUACGUAAUCCAAGCGACCUAUUAAAAGAGCUCAAGCCAGUGCCACUAGUAGCUCUGCUUCCGUCUGCCGAGGACUACAGGGAGAAACGGAUGCCGAAUCUUGAGACUCGGUUUCGACUGGCCUACGAUCUGUUAAUGUCGGCUUUGCACUUACGAAGUCAGAAUGCUGUCCAUGGUAACAUCAACAGCAGCAAUAUUAUAUUCUUCCCCGGUCGAACUGAUACGAGCAAUGACGAGAGUGGUCUUGCUCCUGAUCUGAGGCGUCCUUAUUUUACCUCACCGGCCCGCUUCUCCGGCGAUGGUCCCACCCCAGAACUCUUGUCUUCGGCGAUGUAUCGCCACCCCGAAGACAAGAGAUCUGUCGAAGACGACGGUGCUUGGGCAUACGAUCUUUACUCCCUUGGCUUAAUCCUGUUGGAGAUUGGUCUAUGGGCUCCUGUCGGGCGGUUAUGGAAGAUGAAGUAUGACCGUUCCUGGUUCAAGCAUCGCAUUGAAGAUCUCUAUGUGAAAAAACUUGGCCCAAAAUGCGGAAACGCAUACCUUCAGGCUGUUCAACUCUGCCUUGAUGCACCCAACUUCCAUCUUUCGACGCAACCUAUGACCGAUCUUUCAUUCCGAGUACCUCAAAUUUACCAUUACCCCGUUUUGGACUUGUCCGAUCCAGAUGGUACCUUCUCGUUCUCAAUGAACUUCCUUUAUACUAUUUCCAAAAUUCUGUGGUCAUGCUGCCGUAUUGAUAUCUUCUCAGCACCGCCUGCAGAAGAACUGGAUGACUGUCUGCCACUAGCGCUAGUUCCCACCCCAGAAGCCACUCCCGUGCAUGAGAACGCGGCGCCGUUCCCACCUAUCCAUGAUAUACCUGUGGAUCAUCAAUCAACAGAAAAUUGGGACACAGUCAUGAGGGAAAUUAGACCUGCCAAGAAGCGUACUCUUAAGAGGCUCCCAAAUAUUGAGAUCCCUGACGAUCACCUCAGCGAGUGGAAUUUCCAGAUGAUGCCCCGAUUGAGCCGACUUCUUCAGAAGGUCUUGAAGGAAACUCCUGAGUCUUGCGCCGCAAACCUCAUUAUGACUGGAGAUUCACCUGAGACGGCAAGGACUACGAUAUGCGUAACCUGUGCUAGUGUGAAGAAAGUUCGCUCUGCCUUGAAGAAAAAUUUCCAGCUAGGCAGAGAUGAUUGGGAUCUGAUCGUGAUACGCGGUGAUAUUGAGAGGUCUAAAGUUCCUCGCAACAAGCGUCAAAGUCCGGCGAAGACAAGACCCAAUGUCACUAAUGAAACACCCUUUCGCCAGCGAGAAUUAAACCCAUGUUAUCAGCAGCGACCCCUCUGUGGUGCUUCAAUUGGUGCUUUCCAAAAUGAAGAACAUUUGCCGCCUGUUUCCUACGGCGGUGCCAUUCUCGUUGACGGCCUACCAUAUGGGUUGACAGUCCACCAUAUGCUGGAAACUCCUGACGAUGUUGAUGAAAUCCCCAGAGAGGAAGAAGACGCGCCAUCCCGGUCUAUGGCUAACUGGUCCCACAGUACAUCGAUAGCUUCCGAGCCGACCUGGGUGGAAGAUGACCAGUUAGAAAACUCCCUGGAGUAUGAGAUUUCGGACCUCGAAGAUGGCGACGAUGCGUCAACAAUGCACGGUGGUGCAGAUGACGAAUACUGGCUCUCGGACGAUGACUCAUCCGACGAUGAUUCCAUUGAUCCUGGUGAUGAUGACGACGACGACGCCGCAUCGAUCGGUGACACUGCUGGUUAUGAACCGGGCGAAGAGCCGCGCCUGUUCGUCACUCAACCAGCUAUCGACGAUGAAGAUCGCGACGAUGAGCAUCUAGCCUCCCACUCUCUUGGCUAUAUUCAUGCUUCAUCUGGUAUGCGGCGUUGGAUGAGGAAGGGCAUGAAACACGAGAUUGAUUGGGCUCUGAUCAAAGUAGAUGAAUCCCGCAUGGACCCUCGAAACCUCAUCAUUGAUACCACAGUAUCAGUCCCUACCAACCUUAUCGCAGGACGAACCUGCCAACCCCCAUCUAUAUUUCUCAAUCAAGUCGCCCGAAUGGAGGAGCUGGGCGGUUUACACGUUCACUGCUGUGGCCGAACCAGCGGGCUUCAAACGGGCCAAAUAUCGAAGGCUAUGACGAUGGUCAAGUUCCAGGGCCGACAUUCAUUUUCAACAAGCUUCUGUGUCCACGGCAAUUUUGGAGCCCCCGGCGAUUCAGGUGCAUGGGUUUUUGACAAGUCGACCGGCCGUGUCUGUGGCCACGUCCUGGCUUGGUCCGCUAGAAGCAAUACCACCUACAUCUCUCCUAUGGAAGUGAUCCUCGAAGACAUUUCUCGCUCCCUGAACGCAUCUCGCGUUACCCUCCCCGGUGACCCUACUAUAUCCUUAGGCUAUGCAGGUCCUACUCCGCCUCCCCAGGCCCACUAUCGCUAUCAAGCUCAGCAGCUUCCGGGUGAUUUAAAUCGCCUGACGGUCGGAGGACAAUUCCCACCCCCAAUACCCCCACAUCCUUUCUCUCAUCCGCAUCAUCCAGGGUACGGCCACCCUGCACCAUCUCCAUCUUCUCGGCCCUCUCGUCCCGGUUCUCGGGACGCUCACGUCUUCCGUGGUCCCGUGCCUCCAAUUCCCCCGCCUCUCCUGGCAGGACCGUGCAAUAUUGAACGCCCUCUGGCAUAA